UUACUUAAAUCUUUAAUCUGUUCAAUUACAUAAUAAAUAAUAAAAGAUAUGAUUAUAUGAAUGCUGUAAUAACUAUUUUGCAGGUGAUUGGUUCUUGCUGGUAUCUUCUAUCAGUUGAGAGGCAAGAAGAGUGCUGGAAGAAAGUAUGCGAUCUUCAACGGCACAAAUGCAAGUACUUGUAUUUCGACUGCGACACGAUCGGUGAUUCGGAUAGGAUAACCUGGUUUUUAUCGAGCAAUAUUACCAAAUUAUGCGGGCCCCGGAGCGAAUUCUAUAACUUCGGAAUCUAUGCCGAUGCGUUGACUAACAAAGUUGGAAAUUCAAGCUUCCUCAGCAGAUACUUCUAUUGUCUUUGGUGGGGUCUCAGAAAUCUGAGCUCCAUCGGGCAGAAUCUUGUAACUACGACAUAUAUCGGCGAGAUUAAUUUCGCCAUAACCAUAGCGAUUCUUGGCCUGGUGCUUUUCGCGUUGCUCAUAGGGAAUAUGCAAACGUAUCUCCAGUCUUCGACCGCUAGGCUGGAAGAAUGGAGGGUGCGGAGAAACGACACCGAAAAGUGGAUGCAUCACCGGAAACUCCCUCGUGAAAUAAAGGAAAGGGUCCGUAAAUAUGAUUUGUAUAAAUGGGUCACUACAAGAGGAGUGGAAGAGGACGCCGUUUUGAGCGGUCUUCCUUUGGAUCUCCGACGAGACAUCAAGCACCAACUUUGUUUUGAUCUUGUUCGACGAGUUCCCCUGUUCGACGAGAUGGAUGCAUGCACGUUAGACGCAAUAUGCGAAAGAUUGAGACCAAUGCUAUCCACACCGGGCACCAUCCUAAUCCGAGAAGGCGAUCCCGUAAUAGAAAUGCUAUUCAUACUACGUGGCCGCCUCGAAUCCUGUACCACAAACGGUGGUCGGACAGGGUUUUUCAAUUCUUGCAGCCUAGGUCCCGGCGACUUCUGCGGGGAGGAGCUGCUGAGCUGGGCACUGUACCUGCGGCGGCAGAGCGGGGCCCUCCCUUCCUCCACCAGAACCGUCACCGCCGCCGCCGAGGUGGAGGCGUUCGCCCUCUCCUCCGUCGACGUCAAGUUCGUGGCGUCGCAGUUCCGGAAGAUGCACAGCAAGCAGCUCAAGCACAAGUUCAGGUUCCACUCGCAUCAGUGGAGGACUUGGGCGGCGUGCUCUAUACAGGCUGCAUGGUUUAGGUACCGGACGAGGAAGGCGGCUGCAGCGGUGACAGCUCAUCAUUGGCCGCCGCUGGAGUUGGCGGUGAAUCGAUGUGCAUCUUUACCGGAGAGGGUGGCUGCAGAGUUUGGUUGUUGUAGUUUGAGGAAUGGUUCACAAAUGGAGUUGCUAACUGCAUUACUGAAGCCUGUGGAACCUGAUUUUACAGUUGUUGAUAAUAGUGAAUGAAACAUGAAGAAUUUGUUUUU
This is a messenger RNA of Erythranthe guttata (spotted monkey flower), 1411 nucleotides long. RefSeq names its product protein CNGC15b-like. Gene Ontology annotation, molecular function: voltage-gated potassium channel activity. Gene Ontology annotation, cellular component: membrane. Gene Ontology annotation, biological process: transmembrane transport; potassium ion transport. The record is from RefSeq and is a predicted model, not a curated record. NCBI's taxonomy places the organism in Eukaryota, Viridiplantae, Streptophyta, Magnoliopsida, Lamiales, Phrymaceae.